This is a messenger RNA of Scleropages formosus (Asian bonytongue), 4769 nucleotides long. It is a transcript of the gene slit3, whose product is annotated as slit homolog 3 (Drosophila). NCBI's taxonomy places the organism in Eukaryota, Metazoa, Chordata, Actinopteri, Osteoglossiformes, Osteoglossidae. The transcript is spliced from 36 exons. Gene Ontology annotation, biological process: axon guidance; negative chemotaxis. The record is from RefSeq and is a predicted model, not a curated record. Gene Ontology annotation, molecular function: calcium ion binding; Roundabout binding; heparin binding. The coding region runs from base 15 to 4580 and encodes 1521 amino acids.
CGCGGGUGGGCACGAUGCCGCAGAGCGCGCGCAGGGAGCGCGCGCCGGGCCGCCCCUGGAUGUGGGCUCUCGCGUGCGGAUUGCUCGUGGCCGUCGCCGUGGACGGAUGUCCGCACAAGUGCAGCUGCUCGGGGUCGCACGUGGACUGCCAGGGUCAGGGCUUCAGGAGUGUCCCCAAGGGCAUCCCGAGGAACGCAGAGCGCCUGGACCUGGACAGGAACAACAUCACCCGCAUCACUAAAGUGGACUUCUCCGGAAUCAAAAACCUGCGCGUCCUGCAUCUGGAGGACAACCAGAUCAGCGUGAUCGAGAGAGGAGCGUUUCAGGAUCUGAAGCAGCUGGAGAGGCUCCGCCUGAACCGGAAUAAGCUGCAAGUCCUGCCGGAGCUGCUCUUCCAGACCACACCCAAGCUGGGACGCCUGGACCUGAGCGAGAACCAGAUCGAAGCGAUUCCACGCAAGGCCUUCCGAGGAAUCACCAACGUGAAGAACUUGCAACUGGACAGCAACCACAUCAGCUGCAUCGAGGAUGGCGCCUUCCGUGCGCUCCGCGAUCUCGAGAUCCUCACCCUCAACAACAACAACAUCACGCUCAUCCCGCUGUCGAGCUUCAACCACAUGCCCAAGCUGCGCACGCUGCGCCUGCACUCCAACAACCUGCACUGCGACUGCAACCUGGCCUGGCUCUCAGACUGGCUGCGGCAGAGACGCGGCCUCGCACCCUUCACACAGUGCAUGACCCCCGCCAACAUGAGGGGCCUCAACGUGCCGGACGUCCAGAAGAAGGACUUUGUCUGCACAGGUCCAGUGCAGACGGAGCCUCGUACCUGUGUCCCGCAGGCCUCGGUGUGCCCGGCCGCCUGCACCUGCAACAACAACAUCAUCGACUGCCGCAGAAAAGGCCUCACCGAGAUCCCGGCCAACCUUCCGGAGGGCAUCGUGGAAAUUCGGCUGGAACAGAAUCUGAUCAAGAGCAUCCCCGCUGGCGCGUUCUCCCCGUACAAGAAGCUGAAGAGAAUAGACCUGAGCAAGAACCAGAUCUCGGAAAUGGCGGCCGAUGCCUUCAGUGGCCUCCGCUCGCUCACCUCGCUGGUGCUCUACGGCAACAAGAUCGCCGAGAUCCCCAAGGGCCUGUUCGAUGGACUGGUGUCCCUCCAGCUGCUGCUGCUGAACGCCAACAAGAUCAACUGCCUGCGCGUGAACACCUUCCAGGACCUGCAGAACCUCAACCUGCUCUCACUGUAUGACAACAAGCUGCAGACCAUCAGCAAGGGCCUCUUCGCCCCGCUGCGCUCCAUCAAGACGCUACACUUGGCCCAGAACCCGUUCGUGUGCGACUGCCACCUCAAGUGGCUGGCCGACUACCUGUUCGACAACCCCAUUGAGACCAGCGGGGCUCGCUGCUCGCACCCGCGCCGGCUCGCCAACAAGCGCAUCAGCCAGGUGAAGAGCAAGAAGUUCCGCUGCACAGGUACGGAGGACUACCGGAGCCGGCUGAGCGGCGACUGCUUCCAGGACCUGGUGUGUCCUGAGCGAUGCCGCUGCGAGGGGACCGUGGUGGACUGUUCCAACCUGAAGCUCACACAAGUCCCACCCCACCUGCCGGAGCACACGACCGACCUGCGCCUCAACGACAAUGAAAUCGCCGUCCUGGAUGCCACGGGGACCUUUAAGAAGCUCCCGAACCUGCGGAAAAUCAACCUGAGCAACAACAAGCUGCGGGACAUCAGGGAGGGGGCCUUCGAUGGGGCGGCCGGCGUCCUGGAGCUGCUGCUCACCGGAAACAAGCUGCAGAACCUUCACGGACGGAUGUUCAAGGGUCUGACGGGGCUGAAGACACUGAUGCUGAGGAGCAACCAGAUCAGCUGUGUGGACAACACCACCUUCACUGGGCUGAGCUCUGUGCGUCUGCUGUCCCUCUACGACAACCGCAUCACCACGGUGGCCCCAGGGGCCUUCGCCACGCUGCACUCGCUCUCCACCAUAAACCUCCUGUCGAACCCGUACGUGUGUGACUGCCACCUGGCCUGGCUGGGCGUCUGGCUCAAGAAGACGAGGGUGGUGAGCGGGAAUCCGCGCUGCCAGAAGCCUGCCUUCCUGAAGGAGAUCCCCAUCCAGGAUGUGGCCACGCCCGACUUUACCUGUGACGGCUCGGAGGAGAGCAGCUGCCUGCCGGCGCCGCGCUGCCCGGAAUCCUGCACGUGUUCCGACACCGUGGUUCGCUGCAGCAACCGAGGUCUGCGCUCACUCCCCAAGGGCAUCCCUAAGGACACCACGGAGCUGUACCUGGAAGGGAACCAGCUGACCUCAGUGCCGAAGGAGCUCUCGGCCCUCCGACACCUCACCCUCGUAGACCUGAGCAACAACAGCAUUGGCUCGCUCGCCCCGCUCACCUUCAGCAACAUGACGCAGCUGUCCACACUCAUCUUGAGCUACAACAAGAUCCGCUGCAUCCCGGUGCACGCCUUCGACGGACUGCGCUCCCUGCGGCUGCUGACUCUCCAUGGCAACGACCUCUCAACCAUCCCCGAGGGGGCUUUCGGCCACCUGACAUCUCUGUCCCACCUGGCCCUCGGCGCCAACCCGCUGUACUGCAACUGCGACCUGCGCUGGCUCUCGCAGUGGGUGAAGGCGGGCUUCAAGGAGCCUGGCAUCGCUCGUUGCGCGGGCCCCCCCGACAUGGCCGACCGCCUGCUGCUCACCACACCCCUCAACCGUUUCCAAUGCAAAGGCCCUGUGGAUUUGAAUCUGAUGUCCAAGUGCGCCCCCUGUCUCUCCACGCCCUGCCAGAACAACGGCACCUGUGUAGGCGAUGCCACAGGCUCCUACCACUGCACCUGCCCCUUUGGCUACAAGGGCCGGAACUGCGAGAUCGCCAUCAACGCCUGCAUCAGCUUCCCGUGCGCCAACGGCGGCACCUGUCACGUGAGCCCAGGCCAGGAGGACCAGUUCAGCUGUACAUGCCCAGCCGGGUUCGAGGGUCAGCGCUGCGAGGUGAACCCUGACGACUGCGAGGACAACGACUGCGAGAACAACUCCACCUGCGUAGACGGCAUCAACAACUACACCUGCCUCUGCCUGCCCAACUACACGGGGGACCUGUGUGACGAGGUGAUCGAUCACUGUGCGCCGGGAUUCGACCCCUGUCAGAACGACGGCAAGUGUGUCCCCCUCCCCAGAGGGUACAGAUGUGAGUGUCCACCAGGCUACGUGGGGCAGAACUGCGAGCAGGACUACAACGACUGCCUGGAGAACAAGUGCCAGCAUGGAGCGCAGUGUGUGGACGCCAUCAACGGCUACACCUGCGUCUGCAAGGAGGGCUUCAGCGGCCUUUUCUGCGAGGUCCCUCCUCCCAUGAUCCUCCUGCAGACGAGCCCAUGUGACCAGUUCGAGUGCCACAACGGGGCGCUGUGCCUGGUGGUGGCCGGGGAGCCCAUGUGUCGCUGCCCGCCCGGCUUCUUCGGCGACAGGUGCCACAAAACGGCGGCCGUCCACUUCCUGGGAAAGGAGUCGUACGUGGAGCUUCCCAGCGCCCGGCUCCGGCCCACUGCACACGUCUCCCUGCAGGUCGCCACGGACAAAGACAACGGUGUCCUGUUAUACAAGGAGGACAAUGAUCCGCUGGCGCUGGAGCUGUACCAGGGACACAUCCGCCUCAUGUACGACAUGGCCAGCUACCCGCCCACCACGGUGUACAGCGUGGAGUCUGUGAACGAUGGCCUCUUCCACACGGUGGAGCUCUUCAUUCAGAAUCACACCUUGGUCCUGGUGGUGGACAAGGGUGCCCCCAAGAGUCUGGGCAAGUUGUCACGCCAGCCCUCUGUGGACCACAACGCACAGCUCUACAUAGGGGGGGUGCCCUCAGCGCUGGGGCUUUCAGGCCUUCGCCAGGGGAGUUCCCAGGCCUUCAGCGGUUGUCUCUACAACGUGAAGGUCAACGGCGAGCUGCAGGACCUGGGUGCAGUCGGCCCCGGGGCCAACGGGGUGCUGCGUGGCUGUCACUCCUGCAGUGUGUGCGCACAGGGGGUGUGCCGCCAGCGCGGUGACACCGGGGUGACUUGCGAGUGCCCCCCCGGCCGCAGCGGGCCCCUGUGUGACCAGAAAAUCCCACCUAGUCCAUGUCAGGGCAGCAGGUGUGUGCACGGUGUGUGUGUGCCCAAGGGCUCCACCUACAGUUGCCAGUGCUCCGGGGGCUACUCCGGCCAGAACUGUGAGCGCAGGGAGGAGCCUCCGGCCUGCAGGGGGCACCCCUGCGGACAUGGCGAGUGCCAGCUCACCGACAGCGGAGAGCCUACGUGUCGCUGCCGGCCCGGAUAUACUGGCACGACUUGCGACACAGCGCUUACCUGCCAGGGUGAAGUUGUGCGGGAGCUUCUGAAGCGGCACCAGGGACACAAGACGUGUACAUCCACCAGCAAGGUGCCCCGGGUGGAGUGCUCCCGCGCCUGUCCUGGGGGGCUCUGCUGUGCCCCCAUUAAGAGCCGCCGGCGGAAGGUGGUGUUCAGAUGCCCCGACGGGUCCACAUUCUCCGAGGAGCUGGAGGCCCCCGUUGAGUGCGGCUGCACAAAGUGCCCGUUGUAAAACCUCCGGCGGGAACGAAUGGGACUGGGGAUGGGGAGCAAAAAGAAAUAUAUUGUAAAAUAAAACAAAUAGAACUUAUUUUUAUUAUGGGAUUUUUUUAAGAGACUUAAUUGUUUUUUUUAAUAUGUGGGUAUUUGUGUCAUGUGAGGUUUUAAUAUGUACCGUAAAUGAAUAAACCAACAAAACAGA